Molecule: messenger RNA, 1711 nt
Organism: Acinonyx jubatus (cheetah)
Lineage: Eukaryota; Metazoa; Chordata; Mammalia; Carnivora; Felidae
Gene: NRN1
Product: neuritin 1
Exons: 3
Coding region: 330-746 (138 amino acids)
Biological process (GO): nervous system development; neuron projection extension
Cellular component (GO): plasma membrane
Source: RefSeq, a predicted model, not a curated record
UGCUGAGAACCCACCAAGCACCGCGCGCCGGCCCGAGGCUUUCUCGCACGUCGUGGCCUGGGGUUCAGCGGCGUGGCCCCACGCGUUGCCGCCUCGCCCACCUCUUCCUCUCCCCCGCACUCUGCUGUCGUGACCCCCUCUGUCACCUCAGAAAUGCAAGAUUGCACUUCGAGAGCCAGGAGGGACCUGCUGGGGAAGUGUUGGGAAACGAAGGAGGGAGUGAAGAGAAAGGGAGAAAUAAAAGAGACGGGGGAGGUGAGAAGAGGGGGCGAGGGAAACAGAAAAAGAUAGAUGCAGAGUGAGAUGCUGGAGGGAGCUGCAGGAAAGGAAUGGACUCAACUCCCCCUCCCGCACACGCUCACCCACCCGACCCGUACCUGGUGCAGGCCGUGAGAGCAGCGGGCAAGUGCGAUGCGGUCUUUAAGGGCUUUUCGGACUGUUUGCUUAAGCUGGGCGACAGCAUGGCCAACUACCCGCAGGGCCUGGACGACAAGACGAACAUCAAGACCGUGUGCACAUACUGGGAGGAUUUCCACAGCUGCACGGUCACAGCCCUUACGGAUUGCCAGGAAGGGGCGAAAGAUAUGUGGGAUAAACUGAGAAAAGAAUCCAAAAACCUCAACAUUCAAGGCAGCUUAUUCGAACUCUGCGGCAGCGGCAACGGGGCGGCGGGGUCUCUGCUCCCGGCGCUCCCAGUGCUUCUGGUGUCUCUCUCGGCAGCUUUAGCGACCUGGCUUUCCUUCUGAGCGCGGGGCCGGCUCCCCCCCGCGCGCCCACCCACACUCACUCCAUGCUCCCGGAAAUCGAGAGGAAGAUCCAUUCGUUCUUUGGGGACGUUGUGAUUCUCUGUGCUGCUGAAAACACUCAUAUAGGAUUGUGGGAAAUUCCGAUUCUCCUUUUGAUUUCGUUCGAUUUCUUGUGUUUUAUUUGCCAAAUGUUACCAAUCAGUGAGCAAGCAAGCACAGCCAAAACCGGACCUCAGCUUUAGUCCGUCUUCACACAAAAACAAGGAAAACGGCAAACCCACUCCAUUUCUUUUUUAAUUUUUAUUUUUUUGGCACAAGAAUCUCAGGAACGGCCCUGGGCCACCUACUAUAUUAAUCAUGUUAAGACAUGACAAAUGAUGGGCUCCUCCUAAUAGCAAAGAGAGGAGAGGAGAAGGCCAGGGGAAUGAGAUCAAGAGAGAUGUCCACGAGGAAGGCAUAUGGUGAAUAGCUCACGCUCACGUCUUUCUUCCACAGUAUCUUGUUUUGAUCAUUUCCACUGCACAUUUCUCCUCGAGGAAAGUGAAAGGACAGAUCGUCGACUUUGUGUUUUAAGGACAGGAGGGAGAGAGGGAAAGGAUUGAGGAAAUCUCGGGGGUAUAGGGAAAGGCUGCCAGCAGAACCGUUGCGAAGGUCACUGAGAGGUUAAGCUUUACCUGGUGUUGUUGAUGCAUCUUUCCUAGUCCACUGCCUUUAUUUUCCCUCUCGUUUUAGCUGUUACACAUACGGUAAUACCUGAAUAUCCAACGGUAUAGAUCACAGGGGGGGGGGUGUUAAAUGUUAAUCUAAAAUAUAGUUAAAAAAAGAUUUUGACAUAAAAGAGCCUUGAUUUUAAAAAAAAGAGAGAGAUGUAAUUUAAAAAGUUUAUUAUAAAUUAAAUUCAGCAAAAAAAAAAAAGAUUUGCUACAAAGUAUAGAGAAGUAUAAAAUAAAAGUUAUUGUUUGAAA